CAAGGAUCUGGUCAGUUCCAGAGAUUAAAAGUCGAAGAUGCUCUUUCUUACUUAGAUCAGGUGAAGCUACGGUUUGGAAAGCAGCCUCAAGUUUACAAUGACUUCUUGGACAUUAUGAAGGAGUUCAAGUCUCAGUCCAUAGAUACCCCAGGAGUCAUAGCCAGAGUGUCGCAGCUUUUCCGUGGUCAUCCAGAGCUCAUUGUCGGCUUCAACACCUUCUUACCGCCCGGCUACAAAAUUGAGGUGCAAGGGAAUGAGCAGGUGAAGGUAAGUGUUAGCGUUCCAGGACAACAGACAACGGUGGUUCAUACCCCUCAAGGUAUCCGUCAUCACAUCACCCCAACACACCAUCCACCGCCACCGCCACCACAGCCUGUUACGGUCAAGCCCCCUCAUCAUCCACAGCCUCCAAGAUCAGCGUUGACAUCUGGUGGCGUAACACCACACACAGGACCAAGUUUAGUUGGCACUCACAGUGUUCACAGUGUAGCAGGGUGUUGGAGCUAAUAGUGGUAACACUGGGGGAGGAACAGCCAGUGUCAGUCAGGUAGCAAGCAGUGUUAGUGUUGGCAGCAGCACCCCCACAGGCACGAACUCCGGUAGCAGCUCUAAUGCCACCAGCAGCUCUGCAGGGGGUGCACAGCACUUGUGGAGUUCAACCAUGCCAUUAAUUAUGUGAAUAAGAUUAAGUUGCGGUUUCAAGGCCAGCCUGACAUCUACAAGCAGUUCCUAGAGAUCCUUCACACCUAUCAGAAGGAGCAGAGACACAUUAAGGAUGGAGGAUCAAUUCCUGCCAGAACUCUUACCGAGACGGAGGUCUAUGAGAAGGUUGCAAAGUUAUUUGAGAACCAAGAAGAUUUACUGCAAGAGUUCGGCCAGUUCCUACCGGAUGCAACCAAUAACUCAGCUGCCCAAGCGGCUGUGUCUGACUUUAUGGACCAGUAUCGCACUCAUCAUGGGAGUAAUAAAAAUGUAAGCAAUGAUCAUACCUCAGUGAAGAAACCAAACCUGAAAAGCAGCUGUGGUAUGGGAUCUGGAAACAACAUGGUCAGUGGGCCUGGCAACCCCCCCAACAAAACAUCACCAAUGUUUAGCCAUCAGCUAAAGAGACCUCACCCAGGACCAACACAGAGCCACUCCCAUGGCCAUGCACAUGCCCAGCCACCUGUUAAGAAACCCAAAUUGGGAUAUCUCAAAGAUAUGAGUGCUGCAGAAGCUGGAAAACAUGCCACUCUCGCCGAGUAUGCCUUCUUUGACAAGGUACGGAAAGCGUUACGUCACGAAGAGACGUAUCACAACUUCCUGAGGUGCAUCACUCUGUACAACGAGGAAAUCAUCACACGCGCUGAAUUGGUGCAGCUAGUCCACCCAUUCCUUGCAAAAUUCCCUGACCUGCUGAAGUGGUUCAAGGAUUUUGUAGGAUACCGUGAAGGAGCUCUAGGCAGCUCAGAUAUCAUCCCCUCAACUGUUGCCAAGCAGGAAAGGAUUAGUGGUGAUCUGGCAAUGGAGAUCGAUUACACAACAUGCAAGAGACUGGGAGCCUCAUAUUGUGCUCUGCCAAAGUCGUAUCCCCAGCCCAAGUGUUCAGGAAGAACAGGUCUCUGUAAAGAAGUUCUAAAUGAUACCUGGGUGUCCUUCCCCUCUUGGUCAGAGGAUUCCACCUUUGUUACCUCACGGAAAACUCAGUACGAAGAGUACAUUUACCGUUGUGAGGAUGAAAGAUUUGAGUUGGAUGUUGUGCUAGAGACCAAUUUGGCAACAAUGCGCGUGUUAGAGGGAGUGCACAAGAAGCUUCAGAGGAUGAGUCCGGAAGAGGCUGCAAGAUUUCGGUUAGAUGAUUCCCUUGGGGGUAACUCUCCAACAAUUCACCAGAGAGCCAUCAGGCGAAUAUAUGGUGACAAAGCUCCUGACAUUAUUGAUGGAUUGAAAAAGAAUCCAGUUGUUGCAGUGCCUUUGGUCUUGAGAAGAUUAAAAGCAAAGGAUGAAGAAUGGAGGGAAGCACAAAAAGGCUUUAACAAAAUUUGGAGAGAACAGAACGAGAAAUACUACCUAAAAUCACUUGAUCAUCAGGGUAUCACUUUCAAGCAGACGGACAUCAAGACAAUAAGAUCCAAAAGUCUCCUAAAUGACAUCGAAACUCUGUUUGAUGAGCGGCAUGAGCAGCAGGAGGACAGUGGUGAGGUGAUCACUGGCCCCCACAUGGUGCUCCACUAUACUGACAAGUCUAUCUUGGAUGAUGCAGCCAACUUGGUGAUCCACCAUGUGAAGAGACAAACCACUUACCAUAAGGAGGACAAGCUUAAGAUUAAGCAGAUAGUCAGACACUUUUUGCCAGACCUCUUGUUCCACACAAGGCAGGAAAUGUCUGAUGAUGAGAAGGACAUGGAAGGUGAUGGAAAGUGUGAAAAUACAGGCCGCCGAGAUCUGCGAGAACGAGAGUGCAAACAAACCUCUUCCACCUCAUGUGCCACCACUAACAAUAAUUCCAAUAAGAGAAAAAGUAGAAGUAGAGGGACAGAUCCAGAAAAAGAAGGAGACACGAAAAGUGUGAGAGAAAGUGGGGCAACAGAGGAUGAAAAAGUUAGCAUAAAGACAGAAGUAGAUGAUGAGAAACCAGACAUCAAGGAGGAGCCUGGGACCAACGGUAAUGGGAACCCUCAGUCGGAUGAUGAGUACAGAUUAUUCAUGUGCAACAACAACUGGUACCUGUUCCUCCGUUUACACCAAAUUCUCUGCUGCCGUCUUACCACCAUGUAUGAACAUGCAGUGCGAAUAGCUGCUGAAGAAGCUAAGGAUCGGAAAGACCGUAAAGAAGCUACUGCUGUUGCCCUCAGACUCAAACCCAAAAAUGAGAUUGCUGUUGAAGAUUACUACCCUGCCUUACUGGACAUGAUCAAGAAUGUCCUGGAUGGUAAUUUGGAACCAACAGCGUAUGAGGAUACUUUGAGGGAGAUGUUCGGAAUCCAUGCGUACACAGGCUUCACCAUGGAUAAAGUGGUUACUAGUGCUGUAAGGCAGUUACAACACCUGGUGUGUGAUGACCCCCCAGUCCAGUGCACCGCCAUGUACCUGAGCGAGGCAAAGAAAGGUGCUGCUGGCGGACCUUUAGCCUCUGCACACAGACGGCUGGCAGCAGAACAGGCCUAUCAAAAGAAGUCGGAGCGUUUAUUACAAGAUGAGAAUUGCUUCAAAAUUUACACUUACAAAAGAAAUUGUAGAAUGACAAUAGAACUAAUAGACACGGAGAUUGAAGAGGAGAAUGACAGUGGAGGCAGUGCAGGCUCAGCAGUUAGUCAUAACACCACAGUUCCUUCUUCUGCACACUCUGCAAUUCCACCUGCUGUUGCUGAAGUGGAAAGAUGGAGUGCCUAUGUUGAAAAAUAUGUUUCUUCCGUCGCACCUCAGAUGUCUCCUGCCAUGCAGGCCCAGCUGUCCAGAAAACCAGUAUUUCUCCCACGUAAUCUUAGAUCUUGGAGAAAACUGACAGCUGCAAGACAGACCAAUCAGGAAGUCGAAAAGGAUAGCUGUGCUGAAGAUGUAAAGCCUCCUGUGUGCCCUGAUAUGGAUAUUGUGGACAACACUCAGUGCAAGUUCAACCUCUCCUCCUUCAAAAUGGUAUUUGUAGUGAACAGUGAUUCCUACAUGUACAAGAAGCAAGCACUCAAGAGAGCAAAACAGAGUCAUGAACAUGUUAGUCGAAGGAUGCGUAGUGGCCUUGUUUCCUGGCACAGUGAUUGGUGCACAAGACAUGUAUCAGAAGCAGAUCAACGAGCUGCUACUGACUGGUUCCUGGGGCACACAGAUGGGUUGCGGCCAAAUUGCACGAGAGUAGUGCGCAUUGACGAUCCUUCCCGACCCCCAUUUGCACCCUACAACAAGUACAAGUGUGAACUGGAAGAGAGUGGUGGGUCAUAACAUGUGGUGUUCACCUCACCGCCUCACUCAGCCAUUGUAAGACUGAUUAAAAGGGCGGGCAGAAUGAGUGUCAGUGGAGGAUCAAAAUCCCACACUGUGAGCUGUGACUUUUAACUUUGCUCUAAGAGCAAAGGUGUGUGGACGUCACCUCAAAGUACAAGAUUGUAGCAGGGAUGGUGGUGUGGACCGCAAGUCGCAGCGCGGAGGCAAGGAGUGGUGUUGGGGUGGGAAGAGACAGAUUGAAUAAUACACUGUCUCAGGUUGCAAUGAAGUGUUGAGCAUGUGUUCUGUAUAUUAUGCAUCAUAAUGCAUCAGUUAUUAUGAGUGAUUCCUGUGGAAGUUGCAAGACUGGAGAAGACCAAAACAUUUCGAGUUACUGAUGCAG
Molecule: messenger RNA, 4300 nt
Organism: Penaeus monodon (black tiger shrimp)
Lineage: Eukaryota; Metazoa; Arthropoda; Malacostraca; Decapoda; Penaeidae
Gene: Sin3A
Product: paired amphipathic helix protein Sin3a-like
Biological process (GO): negative regulation of transcription by RNA polymerase II
Cellular component (GO): chromatin
Molecular function (GO): transcription corepressor activity
Source: RefSeq, a predicted model, not a curated record